Molecule: messenger RNA, 282 nt
Organism: Triticum turgidum subsp. durum (durum wheat)
Lineage: Eukaryota; Viridiplantae; Streptophyta; Magnoliopsida; Poales; Poaceae
Source: the annotation of a GenBank genome assembly
AUGAACAGAGUAACUUCAGAUUACAUCACAGGAGAUUCCCUUGAUGAACUAUUGUCGAAACUUAUCAGGAGCAUGGAGGCUGCCAAGGCUUCAAGGGGAGGUUUGCCAGAAAAGAUAUGGAUGAAGCAACAAUUUUCUGUUGGGGUCAACGACGUGACAAGGGUUCUCGAACGAAUGCCUGCUGCUGCUGCUUCUCGUUCUGGCUGUUCCACUGAAGCACCGACCAGCACAGCUAGGCGGAGAGCUCCUUUGGUGCCACUUCAGGUUACUAUUGUUUCUUAA